GCGGCGCUUGCGCGUGCGCAUGCGCAGCCGAAGCGGAGCCCGAACGGAAUUUGAGCUGUGUCGCAGCCGAGCCGAGUGGAGUGGUGUCGGAGGUGGUGGGCAUGCUGUCACCCGAGGCGGAACGGGUGCUUCGGUACCUGGUGGAGGUGGAAGAGCUCGCCGAGGAGGUGCUGGCGGACAAGCGACAGAUUGUGGAUCUGGACACCAAAAGGAAUCAGAACCGGGAGGGCCUGCGGGCUCUGCAGAAGGAUCUCAGCCUCUCCGAAGAUGUGAUGGUUUGCUUCGGGAACAUGUUCAUCAGGAUGCCUCACCCUCAGACGAAGGAGAUGAUUGAGAAAGAUCAGGACCAUCUGGAUAAAGAAAUAGAGAAACUCCGCAAACAACUUAAAGUGAAGGUCAACCGCCUCUUUGAGGCCCAAGGCAAACCAGAGCUGAAGGGUUUUAACCUGAAUCCCCUCAACCAGGAUGAGCUUAAAGCUCUCAAGAUCAUUUUAAAAGGAUGAAAUUCAAGAAUGAGAUGGGGGACCUAGGACAGCAUCCCCCCUGAGGUCAUGGAGGACCCAGGACUCCAGCUUUGAAACCUGCAAGGACACGAUCCACCCUGCUAGAAGAUGGGCGUCUUUACACUUUAAGAUGUAAAGAAGAUCUGCCCCAUGAAAAGCCUUUGUCUGGGGGGAUUGGCUCUCCGUGAUGGCAGGAGGGAGCCCUCAUUCUGCCAGUGUCUGCUGGGGCUGACUGCUGGGGCUGGAUGGACACAAGGCCCAUUGAUAGGCCCUGGCAGCCACCAGUGCUGAGUGGGGGCAGCGCCUGUGGGGGUGUGAGAAUGGCCACAGCAGGCACUUUUAACAAGGGCCCCUGUUCAGAUGGGCCCCGGACGUCGGGGAGCAUCAUUCCUGCAUUCCUCUCCAGAAGAGAGGCAUUCUCAAGCAGCAUGUAGUGGAAUUGGAAUAAAGCAGGAGGCUCACAGGUGGUUUCUGAAUGAAAGGCCGAAUCAGUGUUUCGUAGUUCACCACAGCCAUCUGUGGGCCAGACGCACCACUCCCCCAGCACCGCCUCCACUUUGACCCUUUUUUCCUGCUUGCCCCCAGAAUGGAGCCCAGAGUGGGUGCUGCUUAUCAAACUCUUGCACCUGUCUUUUAGGAAGGCCUUGCAGAGUCCCGCACCAGGGACGGGUGGGGGAGCUGCCUCUUCACGAGGCCCUCUGCCACCUCUGAAGGCGGGGCCUGGGUCAGCGCCACUCAGGGUUCCGGCCUGCCUUCGCUGGUCUCAGAUCCUAAUGUGCUGUGAGGCAGCACGCUGUCUUUCAUGUCACUGAGCUUAAUAAAUGUUUCCUGGACGAAUGAA
This is a messenger RNA of Panthera uncia (snow leopard), 1344 nucleotides long. RefSeq names its product p53 and DNA damage regulated 1 (gene PDRG1). The transcript has 5 exons. Gene Ontology annotation, biological process: protein folding. The record is from RefSeq and is a predicted model, not a curated record. Lineage: Eukaryota; Metazoa; Chordata; Mammalia; Carnivora; Felidae. Gene Ontology annotation, cellular component: prefoldin complex. Bases 102 to 503 code for a protein of 133 amino acids.